AAUUGCAAAUGAGAAAAAGACUUUACAAUUGAGCUUUUGCAAGAUAUUGAAAUAUAAUGCUGUUGUCAGUGAUGUCAUCAUGACGAGAAGCAAGUGGAGGAGGCAAGUGGAGGAGGCAAGGUCGCAUAUUAAGACGCACUCAGGGUGUUCGAACAGAAAAGGGAAGGAGAUGUGGAAGCGAAUAUAUAACAGAUGUUACAUAUUAGGCAUAAUCACUGGUAACCAGUGGAUGCUGCCAUUUUAACCAGACAUGACAUGAAAGAGGUACACUUGAUUCGAUUUCUCACCUCUGACAACAGCACAUCAUUUAAUUUUAACACAACCAAAUUUGAAAACUCAGACAAUUACAUGGAGUAAAUCUGACAACAGCAAGGCCACUCCGCACAUAUGGGGUGUUUCUACUUGUGUUUCCUGUGCACUUCGUAUCUGUUAGUGAUGUUAGUAGUGUAAGUCGCUUUGGUUUUAAAAAAAAGGGCCUGUCAAAUGCAAUAUAAUGUAAUGGAAUGCCAUUUAAAAGGAUAUUGCAGCCAAAUAACAGCCUGUCUUAUCUGAGACUGCAGAAAACUAGUCAGCCCCACCCUGAUUGGCCGACUGGGGGGACGACGGAGGGGGCGUCAGCCUUAGCUCAAAGAUAAGGCAGGGCAACUGCAUGUUUGUGUUUUUUUUCUCUUGGGUCCAUAACCUCCAGACAUACGUGUUGAAGGCAUGAAAGUGACGGAAAAUGCUUCCCACAUACAGCAUUCUAUUCCUGUUGCUGCCGUGGCUGAUGGGAUGCCGUGGUCAAGCUCCUGGUGAGGGCUGUUCCAACUGCGAAGUUUUCGCCGAGAGUGUCGUAGCAGUGCCCACCACACUGAAACCUGGGAUCAAAGAGGUGUACUUUGUGGGAAGUGCAAUCGAUACAAUUCCAAGAGGGGCAUUCUCCACAAAUCCUCAGCUUGAGAAGAUUGAGUUCCUUGGUACUACAACGCAGUUCAUUGAGCCUGGAGCAUUUGAGGGUUUGAAAAACCUUUUGACGAUUGAAAUCUCUAAUGCAAGGCUGGACUCAAUUCCCCAGGGAGUGUUUAGGGACUUGACCACUCUGCAAAGCCUAAAUGUUAAACUCAACAACCUUCAGAGUUUAGAGAGAGGCAUAUUUGAUGGCCUUGUGAACCUACAAUCUUUAAUGCUGCACAUUAACAAUAUAACCGAAAUUGAAGAAGGAACAUUUGAUCAGCUACAAAAUCUUGGGAUGCUUCACCUGGCAAAGAAUAAACUUACCUCCGUUUCUCCAUCUCUGCUUUCCCAACUGAACAAUCUCAAAGUAAUUAGAUUAUAUGAAAAUGAAUUGACAUCUGUACCUGACGGCAUAUUUGACAAUCAAAAAGAACUUAUAGAGAUUGCUUUACACAACAACAAGAUAUCGGACAUAACUCCACAAUUAAUUCCACAUAAAAGUAAAUUAGUUAAGCUAUUUCUAGAGGGUAAUCUCCUGACACAGUUGCCAACUCAGAUGUUUCUUGACUUUCCAGCACUGAAAACAUUAACACUACAUGAUAACCAACUGACAAAUCUUCCCCAAAACUUAUUUGGAGAUGUGCCUAGGCUUACUGAGCUAAGCUUUAAGCACAACAAUCUUACGUCACUUCCUGUUGGGGGCUUAGGAGGAGUUAAAAAGCUUCGCAAGCUGGAUCUAUCUGAGAAUAAAUUUGAGGAUUUGAUGACAGAGUACUUUGAAGGUCUGGACAAAGUCACUGACCUGAAUCUUCAAAAAAACUUUAUAAAAUCCAUCACACCAGAAACGUUUGAUAAAGUGAAAGCAGUAACGAACCUUAAGCUUUCUAAAAAUCAAUUAACAUGGCUACCGGAGGAUGCAUUCAGCUCCUUGCCAAAGCUAAGUAAGUUAUACCUUGAUGGCAACCCUUGGCACUGUGACUGCAAACUAAUACCCUUUUACUACUGGUUGGAAAAACAAAGCAGUAUAUUAAAAUCAAAAGUAAAUUGUGCCACACCCGAGAAUUUGAGAGAUAGAGAGAUAAUCCUUUUACAGGAAGAGGACUUUGUUUGUCCGACUACAUUGCCAACCACCGGUUUUAAGCAUAGGCCGGCUAGACGGUCGCCUAGAGCGCCAUGUGAAGAAGGGGAUGGCCCAAAUAGCCACAAGGGACAAGGGACGGCACUGAUGGCCUCACCACGAAAGGCCAUAGCUUACUUCCUGGCCAAGAACACCCUCUCCCCACAGGACACGGCCACAGUGCUCUCACUGGCUGUGAGGAAACUGGGAGAGUAUGGAUUUUAUAUCAUUUCAGUGGUUUGUGACCAAGCCCCCUCCAACACGAGGGCCCUGAAACUGCUGGGGGCCACUCUAGAUGCAGCAGACACCAGAGAUGAGGCACAUUGCAUAACUGUGGAUGGCAAAACCAUCCCAGUUAUAUUCGAUGUGCCUCAUCUCAUCAAGAGUGUGCAACAACCUAAAAAAGCAUGGCCUGACGACCCAGAUUCACUCCCCCAUGCCAGUGUGGCCGCCUUCUCACCAUCAGGAGCGUCCUUCGGAUUUCAGGGCGGCUCGGGAAGGAACCUGAAGGAUUUAGAUUCCUCUGCACAGCCAAGCUGA
Messenger RNA from Engraulis encrasicolus (European anchovy), 2590 nucleotides. RefSeq names its product carboxypeptidase N subunit 2-like. Gene Ontology annotation, cellular component: plasma membrane. Bases 722 to 2590 code for a protein of 622 amino acids. Lineage: Eukaryota; Metazoa; Chordata; Actinopteri; Clupeiformes; Engraulidae. Gene Ontology annotation, molecular function: protein binding. The transcript is spliced from 6 exons. The record is from RefSeq and is a predicted model, not a curated record.